CAUCGAGCUUUCCUAGCCAUCGACUCCUGUGUGGGAAUCACUUUGCGCACGUCUCCUUCUGAGAGAAACCUGCUUUAUUUGUACUUUUCCGAGAGACUCAGUAAAAGCGGCGGAGACCCCCGGAUCACGAAAUGUUGGGAUGGAAGGCGCAGACUUUGAUUCGCCGUCUCCAGCAGGAGUAUGAAGUCCGGGAAUCUGUAACCAUAUCGCAGUCCCCGCAACAUGGCCUCGGCCGCUAAUGCGCCGUCCGAGCAGGAAAACGGAGACUUAGAUCGGCCGAGAGUAACGCGGAGGAACCGGGGGAACUACUCCCGGAGCACACCGCUGGAUUUGGAGUAUUUGCAGCGGCCGAGUUACUGCGAUGCCGGCUUUGCUUUAGAGCAAAUAUCAGAGGGGAAGGCAACUGGGAGGAAAGCGCCCCUAUGGCUGAGAGCAAAGUUCCAGAGACUUUUAUUUAGGCUUGGCUGUUACAUACAAAAGAACUGCGGAAAGUUUUUGGUUGUGGGCCUCAUGAUUUUCGGAGCUUUCGCUGUGGGCUUGAGGGCUGCUAAUUUGGAGACGGAUGUGGAGAAACUCUGGGUAGAAGUUGGCGGACGUGUGAACCAGGAACUUAAGUACACACGGCAGAAGAUCGGUGAAGAGGCCAUGUUUAACCCUCAGCUGAUGAUCCAGACACCGCGGGAGGAAGGAGCAAACGUACUAACAGUGGAGGCGUUAGUGCAGCAUCUAGAGUCAGCUCUCCAAGCCAGCAGAGUUCAUGUUUACCUUUAUAACAGACAUUGGAAAUUAGAGCAUUUAUGCUACAAAUCAGGAGAAUUAGUCACAGAAAUUCCUUUUAUGGAUCAGAUCAUAGAAAAGCUACACCCCUGCCUCAUCAUCACCCCUUUGGACUGUUUCUGGGAAGGAGCCAAGCUCCAGUCUGGAAUGGUCUACCUCCCAGGUAAAGACCCUCUUCAGUGGACAAACUUUGACCCCAAGGAUUUUCUUGAAGACUUACGUAAGGCAAAUUUCCCUGUGGAAGCCUUUGAGGACAUGUUGGAAAAGGCAGACGUGGGGCACGGCUACAUGAAUAGACCCUGUUUGAACCCUGCUGACCCUAACUGCCCCAUCACAGCACCCAAUAAGAACUCUACCAAGUCAUUCGACGUUGCUCACUUGACUGGCGGUUGCUAUGGUCUGUCCAGGAAGUACAUGCACUGGCAAGAAGAACUGAUUGUAGGAGGGACCGUCAAGAAUGGCAGGGGACCCCUGCUCAGUGCCCAGGCCUUGCAGACCAUGUUCCAGCUAAUGACUCCCAAGCAGAUGUUUGAGCACUUUCGGGGCUAUGAAGAGGUUUCCCACAUCAUCUGGAAUGAAGAAAAGGCUGCAGCUAUACUGGAAGCCUGGCAGAGGAGAUACUCUGAGGCCGUGCUUCAGAGCGUGGCGACAAAUUCCUCCCAGAAAGUCUUGUCUUUCACCACAACCACCCUGGAAGAUAUCCUCAAGUCCUUCUCCGACAUCAGCGUCAUCCGUGUAGCCAGUGGUUACCUGCUGAUGCUGGCCUAUGCAUGUCUGACCAUGCUGCGUUGGGACUGUGCUAAGUCUCAGGGGGCUGUAGGACUGGCCGGCGUCCUGCUAGUAACACUGUCUUUGGCUGCUGGUCUGGGCCUCUGUUCUCUCCUUGGCAUCUCCUUCAAUGCUGCAACCACGCAGGUUCUGCCCUUCUUGGCCUUGGGAGUCGGAGUAGAUGAUGUCUUCCUUCUCGCUCAUGCCUUCAGUGAGACUGGACAAAACAAGCGGAUCCCGUUCGAGGAUCGUACAGGAGAGUGUCUGAAGAGGACCGGGGCCAGUGUGGCUCUUACCUCCAUCAGUAAUGUCACAGCAUUCUUCAUGGCAGCACUCAUCCCCAUCCCGGCGCUCAGAGCCUUUUCUUUACAGGCAGCAGUGGUGGUGGUGUUCAACUUUGCCAUGGUGCUGCUCAUCUUUCCUGCCAUCCUCAGCAUGGACCUGUACCGUCGUGAAGACAGACGCUUUGACAUUUUCUGCUGCUUCUACAGCCCUUGUGCCAAUCGUGUGAUCCAGAUUGAGCCUCAGGCCUACCUGGAUGGGACAGACAGGAGCCAUUACAGCCCUCCACCAUCUUAUCGCACCCCACCUCCUUCAUAUCACACACCACCUCCAAGCUAUAGCAGCCCUCCUCCCUCCUAUAGCAGCCACGGUUUUUCCCAGCAGACUGAAAUCACCAUGCAGUCCACGGUGCAGCUCAGGACAGAGUACGACCCCCUGACUCAGGCCUUCUACACCACAGCUGAGCCAAGGUCCCAAAUCUCUGUGCAACCAAUCAACCCGGCUCCAACCAGGAGCAACCCUAAUGACUAUUACAGUUCCAAUGGUAGCAGAAACAACAGCAGCAAUCUCAACAAUAACAACAGCGUUAACAGCAGAGGCAAUGGUGAGUCGCAGAGUUCGGCCAACUUCCCCCAACACCAUCCCACAACUCCUUCCGCAACUCCAACUUCAGCAGUUUGCCCAGUUUCUCAGGGUGAUCCAGCCUCAUCAGCAAGUCAGAAUCCUGAGAGCAGCAGCUCCACAAGGAACCUUCUGUCCCAGUUUGGAGAAGCCUCCCUUGAUUUACACUGCUUAGAGCCUCCCUGCUCUCGCUGGACCCUGGCUUCCUUUGCUGAGAAACACUAUGCCCCUUUUCUCCUGCAGCCCACCACCAAGGUGGUUGUAAUUGUGUUGUUCCUCUGCCUGCUGGGAGUCAGUUUAUACGGGACCACCCAGGUAAGGGAUGGCCUGGAGCUAACAGACAUCGUGCCGAGAGAGACCAGCGAGUACGACUUCAUCGGUGCCCAGUUCAAGUUCUUCUCCUUCUACAACAUGUAUGUGGUAACACAGCGGGCAGAUUACGCCCAGAACCAGCUACUACUGCACCAGCUUUACCAGCGAUUCCACACUGUCCGCUACGUGCUGAGGGAGGAAAACGGGCAGCUUCCCCGCAUGUGGCUGCACUACUUGAGGGAUUGGCUGCUAGGUCUCCAGCAGGCAUUUGACAAAGACUGGGAGGCUGGCCGCAUAACCUUAAAUAACUACAGGAAUGGCUCUGAUGAUGGCAUCCUAGCAUACAAGCUGUUGGUGCAGACUGGACGCAGAGAAAAGCCCAUCAACUUUAAUCAGUUAACUCGCCAGAGGCUUGUAGAUGCAGAUGGGAUCAUCAACCCUGGAGCUUUCUACAUUUACCUGACAGCCUGGGUCAGCAAUGACCCUGUGGCCUAUGCUGCCUCACAGGCCAACAUCCGUCCACAGCUUCCAGAGUGGAUUCAUGACCGCACAGACUCUAUGCCAGAGACAUCCCUCAGCAUUCCAGCUGCAGAGCCCAUCGAGUACGCACAGUUCCCCUUCUACCUCAACGGUCUCCGCGAGACCCCACAGUUCGUGGAGGCCAUCGAAAGCGUGCGGGCAAUUUGCAGCAACUACAGCCUUCAAGGCCUGCCCUCUUACCCUAACGGGUACCCGUUCCUAUUCUGGGAACAGUACGUCAGUCUGCGCCAUUGGCUCCCGCUCUCCCUCAGUGUGGGGCUCGCCUGUACAUUUCUGGUGUGCGCCCUCUUCUUGCUUAACCCAUGGACGGCUGGCAUCAUAGUGUUGGUGCUGUCACUCAUGACUGUGGAGCUGUUUGGAUUCAUGGGGCUGAUGGGAAUAAAGCUCAGUGCUGUCCCUGUAGUGAUCCUCAUCGCCUCAGUGGGCAUUGGAGUGGAGUUUACCGUUCAUGUGGCCUUGGGUUUUCUAACCGCCAUAGGGGAUCGUCACAAGCGGGCAGUGCUGGCACUAGAGUACAUGUUCGCACCAGUGCUGGAUGGAGCCUUCUCUACCUUAUUAGGAGUGUUGAUGCUGGCUGGGUCUGAGUUUGACUUUAUCGUCAGGUAUUUCUUUGCCGUGUUGGCCAUUCUCACAGUUCUAGGAGUACUGAAUGGAUUAGUCCUUCUCCCAGUAUUGUUGUCAUGCUUUGGGCCUUACCCAGAGGUUUCACCAGUGGAUGGUUGUAGCCGGUUGCCCACACCAUCACGAGAGGCCCCUCCACACGUGGUCCAAUUCUCUGUCCGUCCUCACCACACCACCACCACGCCCACCACCACCUCCGGUGCUGCAUCAGACUCGUCUGACUCGGAGUACAGCUCCAACACCGCAGCGUCUGGUAUAAGCCAGGAGCUGCAAAACUACAACCCGUGGUCACACAGAGCAGAAGCUCGAGGGGAGGAGCUUCAGCACGACCUCCAGACCUGCAGAGCAGUGAGGCCUGAGGAGGACAGAAGAGACUCAGGGCACAGGUAUUCAAACCGACAACCUGAGCCUCCAACUUACACUGUGUCUUCGAGUUGUGACUCUGGGCCUCAGGUGGGAGCUUCUCAGCACAGCAGCAGCAACAGGAACUCUAAGCUGCAGUGGCAGAUCUUGCCCCCAGCCCACCCACGCACAGACACUUUUGAAACUUUUACUGAGGCUGGGAACCAUUAUGGCCCACGUGGCUGUAGAGGACACUCAAAGCGCCGAAGAGCUCGCAUUUCUCACAACCCGCAACCCAAUCAUCACCUCCUACAUCAUCACCAUAACACCACUCCAUACGGUCAACCCAUCACCACAGUAACGGCUUCCGCCUCGGUCACUGUUGCUGUUCACCCACCCCCCUUAGCCAACCACAACCCUUCCACCUCUUCUUACCCAGGAUACACUGCAACAGACAGUUACUGCUCUACAGGGCCUGGGGUAUCGGAAGCAGUUUUCCAUGAUCCCCAUGUGCCUCAGGACACCCAGACACGGACCAGAGGAGUCAAGGUGGAGGCCAUGGAGCUCCAAGAUUUGGAGUUGAGCUGAGAGCAGCUACAGCAUACAGGCCAGCUGAAGUGAGUUUACACUCUAUCGCAUUCCUCGUACUCUGGGUCACAUUUAUUAUAAUAGGGAAGUGGUAUUAACUUUGACAACGUAUUCUGAUUUCAUUUUAGUCGUAUGAUUAAAUAGUAACUUAGUCGUGGUACAAAUGUCGUCAUCCAAACAGUUUUUUACUUUAGUUUUUUGUCUAUGAAAGCAAAAAAAAUUGGAAAGUUUUUAAACUGUUAUUAAACUUAAUAAAC
This is a messenger RNA of Cynoglossus semilaevis (tongue sole), 5108 nucleotides long. RefSeq names its product protein patched homolog 1-like. Gene Ontology annotation, cellular component: plasma membrane. NCBI's taxonomy places the organism in Eukaryota, Metazoa, Chordata, Actinopteri, Pleuronectiformes, Cynoglossidae. The record is from RefSeq and is marked provisional. Gene Ontology annotation, biological process: negative regulation of smoothened signaling pathway. Gene Ontology annotation, molecular function: hedgehog receptor activity; hedgehog family protein binding; smoothened binding.